ACGAGAAAAGAGACGAAAUUUCAGUUCUCCUUUUAACGCCGAGCUGGAAAAAGCGGUGAAGACACCGGAGCGAAGAAAUGUAUCUAAAAGCUCCGUUUUGGAGCAAAGAUUCGAACUCUGAAUCUCAGACGGAAUCUCCGUCGGCGGUGGCGGAGCUAAUAAGCUCUCUUGAACGGCAGAGACUAUACAGGGAGGUGACACUCGCACUCCGCACAGGACUCAGUGAUGCACGUGCUGAGUUCUCCUUCCUCCGUAUUCGUGGCCUCCGCGUCAUCCUCAAGUUCCUCCGAUCCGUGGCCGAGUCCGAUACUACCAUCAACCUCUUCUGUCACAGCCAAUCCAUUCCCGAUCUUCAAGUGGUUCCAGUUCUUUUCAGACAUUCCUUGAGAGAUACAGAGGACCAGAAUGUUACCAGUCUAGACCACAUAUUUACUGUGGAACCUAUGGAAAUAACCAGCCCAUCAACUGAUUCUGAAGUUUCUCUAGCACUUAGAGUUCUGGAAGGUUGUUGUCUGAUUCACUGCGAGAGUAAUGUUUUGGCUCAUCAGUACAAGGCAAUCCCGGUGUUGAUGAACAUAUUGUCGACUCGAGGGGUACUGGGACAAGGAGCAUGCUUGGAUGCUUUAAUUGCUAUAAUGCUGGAUUCAUCUGCCAAUCAGGCGGAUUUUGAGGCUUGCAAUGGCAUUGAGGAAGUUGCCAUACUGAUUAGAGACAAACAAGUAGAUGAAAAAUUGAGGCUCAAGUGUGGAGAAUUUCUACUGCUUCUCAUUGGACAUGUAAACGGGAGGGAGAGGCCUCCCAUGGCAACAAUUCAUGAAGACAUAAGGCGAUUUCUAGGUGAGAAAUCUGCAUCAUUGAUAUGGGCAGCUAGUCAAUUUGGUUCAACCCUUGAUCCAGAACAGAGAUUGACAGCUUUGCAAAUUCAAGGCCGUAGAGUACUGGAGUCAAUAGACCUUUAUUGACCAUAAAGUUUCAGCAAUUUUUGUCCCUGUGUGAUGUCCAGAAGCUUCAGAGAAGUGGCAAUUUCACUUGGAGGCAUAUCCUUGCAACAAGGAUCGACUACUAGGCUAUCCAGAAGCUACAAUAGGAAGAUACGUUAAUUCUGGUGACAUUACAAUACCACAAUGUGAAUAAUUGUGAAUUGUUUGUUCUAUACAAAAGUACAAUGCUCUCUAGUUUUCUGCUCUUAUUUGUGAUGUCAAUAUAUUUAACAUUUCAUAAAUCUCAUCUGUUUUUUGAUGAGAUGUAUCACAAGCUACAAAUACGUGUAUUUCACCUUUA
Solanum stenotomum is the source of this 1281-nucleotide messenger RNA. RefSeq lists its product as uncharacterized. The transcript has 5 exons. The coding region runs from base 78 to 962 and encodes 294 amino acids. NCBI's taxonomy places the organism in Eukaryota, Viridiplantae, Streptophyta, Magnoliopsida, Solanales, Solanaceae. The record is from RefSeq and is a predicted model, not a curated record.